This is a messenger RNA of Aspergillus mulundensis, 864 nucleotides long. Its product is annotated as peroxidase family protein. NCBI's taxonomy places the organism in Eukaryota, Fungi, Ascomycota, Eurotiomycetes, Eurotiales, Aspergillaceae. The transcript has 4 exons. Gene Ontology annotation, molecular function: peroxidase activity. The record is from RefSeq and is a predicted model, not a curated record. The coding region runs from base 1 to 864 and encodes 287 amino acids.
AUGAAGACAUCACUUCUCUCAGCGGGCCUCGCCCUCAUCGCCUCUGCGGCAGCGUAUCCACAGUUCAUGGACUUGAAGAACUUGGACUUGAAGAACUUGGGCUUCGAAAGCAACAGCAAUAGCAACAGCAACACGAACCCGAACACCCAGAGUAGCUGGCAGCCCAAGGAGUGGAUCGCACCGGGAUCGGACGAUUCACGCGGACCCUGUCCUGGCCUGAACACCCUAGCAAACCACGGCUACCUCCCCCGCAACGGCAAGGGCAUUACGCUGAAGAUCCUGGAGGACGGCAUGCUGGAGGGCUUCAACAUCGAGCACGCCGACGCAGUCCUCCUAUUCUUCCAGGCUAUCCGGACCAGCCCGAUCCCGUUCAACGACCGCUUCGACCUGGCGGACCUCGGUCGGCAUGGGAUCCUGGAGCACGAUAUCAGUUUGAGUCGCUCCGAUGCCUACUUCGCCGACCCCAAGCCCUUCAACGAGACCGUCUGGGCCGAGACGAUGUCGUACUUCACUACCCCCAUGAUCUCCGUCGAGCAGCUUGCAAAGGCUCGCAUGGGCCGGCUGGCAACGUCCAAGAAGACGAAUCCUGACUUUGAGCUGUCGUGGUUGGCGGACGGGUUCAGCUGGGGAGAAUGUGCGUCGUUCUUUGAGAUCAUGGCGGAUGGGACGACGGGGACGGUCAGGAAGGAGUAUAUUGACUAUUGGUUUCGCAACGAGCGAAUGCCGACGGAGCUGGGCUGGCAGCGACGCAAUGUGACGAUGAAGAGCGCCGAGCGGAUGAAGUACAGCGGGCUCCUGAUGAAGGCUGCCGGCGUCACGAAGCGAGAUGUGGCCUCGGAUGCGUAUGGGUAUCCGCUCCACUGA